This is a messenger RNA of Paramuricea clavata, 3030 nucleotides long. Lineage: Eukaryota; Metazoa; Cnidaria; Anthozoa; Malacalcyonacea; Plexauridae. The record is from the annotation of a GenBank genome assembly.
AUGAAACAUAGAGUAGGUAAGUUGACUGAACUAAAUUAAAGCUAAAUUAUGUUGAAUAGCUCAAACACUAAACUGUUCUCCUCGUGCAGAGAUGUAAUAACGUCAUCGUUAAUUUAAUUGAAACCAAUACAAAGUUCCUAGAACCGGAAACCAAUGUGUGCUUUGACGAUUGGGAAAAUAAAUUUGUGUCCGUUUAAACACAGACGCUUAAAAACGAUGUGCUAUGUCAAUAAGGAAUAAUGAUGGAAAUGAUAAUGCUAAUCGUGUAAUAAAAGUUUGAAAUCAACUUAUUAUCAUUUAAAAUUAUCUUUUUUAGGUUUCCGUUUCCAAACGAAUCGACUAUACAAAGAAACUCGACAAACAAUUGAUUUGGAGCUACCCAAUGCAGAAAGUGAAACCAAUCCUGUAAAAUUCCUCGUAAAAGAACCCAUUGAGUCCACAAUUACUCCUACUGAGCCUAUCGAAUCAGUUGACCCUACGAGCGCAGUUUUCCCAACGUUCGAAACUUACGAGGAGAUGCUUCAAGACGAUACGCAUGCGUCAAAGAACAGAAAGUUCCCAGUAUACUCCGCGUGCACUCGUCAAGGUCUCAGAAAACCUUUGGCAAGAAGCAUGUCUAAAAAAUCAAAAGUCCCAAAAUGCCGAGGAAGACAGCUUACUCCAGGCGAUUGCACAGACGUGGUUAAGUAUUUUGGUGAAUACGGGAGCGUGAAAGCUGGGCAGUGCGACACAAACAAUGCCAUUAAAAUAUGCACUGUAUCAGAAGAGGAAAUCCAAGUUUCGUGUGAUGCUAGCCCUUGUAAACACAAACGAAUAUCGCUUGGGCUGUUUAGUCACACAAUUGGGAAAAUUGAAUGGCAGUUAGUUAGAGACAUAAAUCGUUUAAGUGUGCUUCUCGAAAAUCGUAUAAUGUCUUCGGAAUUUGGGCGUGGUUUUGCACUAUUGAAAUGUGAAGAUGGACAAGGUAUUCAAGUUUUAACCUUCCCAAAACGUUUGGAUCGCAUGGAAGCAGUUCAAAAGCAGGGAAAAAGACGUUUUAAUAUCAAUAUUGUACUUGAAGAUUCCUUAUCGCGUGCGCAUUUUUACAGAACUCUUUUAAAAACUUCAUCGACUUUUAGGGAUAUUAUUUAUAACCAAUCAAUACCAUCAACUUUACUGGAAUUUGAGAAAGUCCAAAGUUAUGCGUCGAGUACAUAUAGUAACCUUCAAAGAUUGUUUAUAUCUCAAAAGUACUGGAACUCUAAGACACACUGUGGAUACAGGAUUAAGGAAUUUCUUGCAAAUAAUACAAAAUAUUGUACAUAUGGCGUUGAGGAAAUGUUCAGUCGGUAUAAAAAGGCUGGAUAUAGUACCCUACUUCAAGAGGAUAAUUGUUGGUACGAUGAUUGGGGUUCGUUCCUUGAUCCGCGCAAAGGAUUAGCUCGUGUUAAAAACGAAAAAUCACGGCUCAGUAGAUGGAAAGAUUUUGUUCAAAUUGUAAAAAAAUCCGGACGUGGACAAAAGGUUGAUGACUACGGUAUGUCAAUAUUGACCUGCGAUGUUUAUAAAAAUUAUAAAGUGACGAAUCCUUUUAGUUCUAGAGCUGUGCCAAAUAUUUGUUUCGCAGGACGACAUUAUGGGUCCUUCUUUUUGGAGUAUGUGAAAAAGUACACAGAGCUUAACGAUAUUGCAGCACAGCCAUUUAUAGCUUAUACACAUUUGCUAACCUCACACGAGACUAAUGGCAGACGAAUAGUCAACGACGAUGAAAGUCUAGCAGAUUUGUUCUACCAUGCAGCACAUUUGCGCAACACUGUGACCAUAUUUACGUCAGACCACGGAGCAAAAGCGACCGAUUUUGCAGCCUAUACAACACAAGGUCGGCAAGAGGUAUUUCAACCUUUAUUAUUCAUAAUCAUUCCACACGAAGUCAGCAAGUCGCUUGGUCCAGAAGCUAUGAAUGCGUUGGUGGUGAACCAGAAUCGUUUGGUAGGACUUGAAGACCUGCAUCAUUCACUAGUGUCAAUAUUAGACAUGGAUCCAAAUAUUUGGGCUACUCACAAAGAGGACCAUCCAGAAAAUUGGGACUUGCACCCAGGCUCAGAUAAAAAAAAAUGGGUUCUUCACGCAGAUCCUCACAGAGACGUUAAUGUAGGGGUGACGCCAACUCGCCUGCGUGGGUUAUUUAAACCUGUGCCCCUAGAUCGAACAUGCGAACAAAUGAAAUUAAGAUCAGAUGUGUUAUGUUUGUGUGAGGGUAUGGAUAAGUCUGUGUCCAACGAUUCUGAAACAGUCCAAUGGGCGGCUGAAUUUGCUUUGGGGACUUUGAAUAACAGAAUUCAAAAGCAGUAUACCACAGCUUUGAGGUCGAAGCCAGAAGGGCUCGCGUCAGGUUUCUAUGGUUACGGCGCAUGUCAGCGGUAUACAGGUACGGGAAUUAUGCGUGCGCGGCACACUGUUGCCGGUCUAGAGCAAAAGUUGUUUUUCAGUUUACUGGCUAAACCUUUUAUUAGAAAAACCGAGGAAAUUUUUGACGUCCAAGUGUCGUUCGCGAUGAAAGACAAGGCGAACGGUAUAACUUUAAAUGACAUGAUUCGUGUUAGCCCGUAUAAUAAAUACGAGAAAUGCACGGAUAAAGGUGUCGACCCUAAGCUAUGCGCAUGUCAUGCCGAUCGACGAAAUAACACACUAUGGAGGAAUGAGUUAUACUUAAAAACAACCACACAGGAAAAUUUCAAGCUGAAACCGCGAACACAGAUUUUAGAUCAGCCAUGUUUAGCGAUCAUAUCUCGCGUUCGAAGAAAUAAUAUCGGAGCAGGACGUUGGCAGAAUGCGAUUGAGACCUACGAAGCGGUCAACGCAUGCCCAGAUGUGACGUAUAAACUUACAAUUAGUUUCAAAAAGGCGCGGAAAACGCAAAUUUCGCUCAAAUAUCCUAAAUCUGUGACCUUAUUGCCUAGGACAGUGACGUUCCUAUUGACUGCUAAAAAUGAAUGGAAAUAUGGCACGUUUAUUCCAAGAUUUAAGUUCGAGAAGAUGGAAAAAAAUUAA